Cheilinus undulatus (humphead wrasse) is the source of this 1111-nucleotide messenger RNA. RefSeq names its product C-type lectin domain family 4 member M-like. The coding region runs from base 45 to 941 and encodes 298 amino acids. The transcript has 6 exons. The record is from RefSeq and is a predicted model, not a curated record. NCBI's taxonomy places the organism in Eukaryota, Metazoa, Chordata, Actinopteri, Labriformes, Labridae.
GAGAAUUCUGAGAAACAACCCCAGGACCUGAGAGGCAUCCAGACAUGGUUUCAAAUGAUGAAAACUACAGAGGUGGAAGUUCUGCAACAAAGGUUUCUGUUGGUUCAGGAUUUCUGAGCACUGUCAGAGUUGGGUCCAGAAGUCUCCCACUUUAUCCUCGGAUUAUUCUGUGCUUGGGACUGCUUGACACUGUUCUGAUCAUAACGGCAAUUGUCAUUGGGGUUUACUGUGGUACAGCUACUGAGAAGUCAGCUCCAGACCAAACUGCACAAACCCUCUUAAUAGAGUUCAAGACACUUCAAGAAAUGCAAACUGAAGUAAUCCAGUCUCAUGAAGAGGACAAACAAGCAUUAAAAGAGGAGUUGAAGAAAAACAAAGAACUGAAACUGCUUGUUGAGCUGAACCAGAGUUCCUGUGAUCGACUGCAGACACAGAUUGAGUCUCUUCACGUAGAGAGAGCAACACUGCAAUCCCACAUUUCUGAUAUUGAGGGCAGUUGUGGACGAUGCCUUUCAGGAUGGCAACUAAUCAACUCAACAUGCUACUUUCAUUCUGUGUCAGAAACUAGAGCCUUCAAGAACUGGCAAGACAGCAUGGUGGAUUGUAUCAGCCGGGGGGGCAACCUUACUGUAAUUAAUACCUGGGAGAAGCAGCUCAACCUGUAUGAGUUUCUACCAAAAAAGGAUCAAAGCUUACAGUUCGGAGCACAAAGAGGAGCCUGGAUCGGCCUUAGAUAUAUUCAAGCAGACCGCAGUUGGGUGUGGUUAAAUAAAGUGACUCUGCACGGUCCAGGGUACUGGAAUGUCGAGUCGCUCAACAACCAAAAUGAAGGAGAUGAGUCUUGCGUAGCAAUUCUGAAUAUGAGAACCCCAGAAAGAACGUGGUUUCAUGCAUAUUGCCGUUUGGAAAAGGAAUGGAUAUGUGAAAUGGAGCCAAACUAGCUGUGGAGAGAAUGAUUGGUCUGUUAUCAGAUGAGAUGAAAAUCUCUCCAUCAUAUUAAAGAAGCUAAGAGAAGAAGAUGCUAUGAUGUUCUUUUUUCAAGUAUUAUAUGUCUGCAGUGUUCUUUUUUGAAUAAAUAUAAGGAAGUAUUAACAAAAGUGGAUUAUUCAUU